Penicillium mononematosum is the source of this 849-nucleotide messenger RNA. RefSeq names its product enoyl-CoA hydratase/isomerase family protein. NCBI's taxonomy places the organism in Eukaryota, Fungi, Ascomycota, Eurotiomycetes, Eurotiales, Aspergillaceae. The transcript is spliced from 2 exons. Gene Ontology annotation, cellular component: mitochondrion. Bases 1 to 849 code for a protein of 282 amino acids. The record is from RefSeq and is a predicted model, not a curated record. Gene Ontology annotation, molecular function: delta(3,5)-delta(2,4)-dienoyl-CoA isomerase activity.
AUGGAUAACUACUCUUUCGACUAUUUUACCGUGCAAUUUCCUGCCGAUCAUCAAUAUGUGGCCCAUGUGGAAAUCAAUCGACCGGAAAGGUUGAACGCCUUCAUCGAAGUUAUGUGGGAAAACAUGGCCCAGAUCUUCAACAAGCUUUCCUCGGAUCCUCAAGUUCGUGCGAUCGUCCUCAGCGGUGCUGGAGCGAAGGCAUUCACCGCCGGGCUGGAUGUCAAAGCGGCCUCGGAAGGUCUUCUGUCGUCAGACUCAGACGCCAACACCGACCCAGCUCGAAAGGCGGCCGUGUUUCGUCGCCAUAUCAGCGCCUUCCAGGACUGUAUCACCGCGGUAGAGCGCUGUGAAAAGCCCGUUGUGGUUGCCCUCCACGGGUUCUCAUUAGGACUCGGUAUUGACCUGUCAACGGCGACGGACGUGCGCCUCUGUUCUCGGGAUACCCGGUUUGGGGUCAAGGAAGUCGAUAUAGGGCUCGCAGCAGACAUCGGUACCCUCAGCCGACUCCCCAAGGUGGUCGGAAAUUACGGAUGGGUAAAAGAGGUGGCUCUGACGGCACGCGAGUUCGGUGCUGAGGAGGCGCUACGUGUUGGAUUUGUUAAUGCGGUGUAUGAUAACCGUGAAGCCACUAUUGCGGCUGCAUUUAAGCUCGCCUCCCUGAUGGCCAGCAAGAGCCCCGUGGCCGUGCAAGGCACCAAGGAGAUCUUGAACUUCUCACGCGACCACUCUGUGCAAGAUGGUCUGCGGUAUACGAGCGUAUGGAACAGCGCUGCUUUGCAGACGCAGGAUAUCUCGGCAGCUCUGCUAUCUGGACUGCAAAGGCGUACUCCGACAUUCGAGAAGUUGUGA